Messenger RNA from Penicillium cinerascens, 1632 nucleotides. RefSeq names its product FAD-binding oxidoreductase. The record is from RefSeq and is a predicted model, not a curated record. Gene Ontology annotation, molecular function: catalytic activity; FAD binding. Lineage: Eukaryota; Fungi; Ascomycota; Eurotiomycetes; Eurotiales; Aspergillaceae. The coding region runs from base 1 to 1632 and encodes 543 amino acids. The transcript is spliced from 2 exons. Gene Ontology annotation, cellular component: mitochondrion.
AUGUCUGGUGCCAGGAACAUCUCUGCUGCUUUGCGGCGGGCGCGAGUGCCUCGCCCUCGCAUCGUCCUCCGACCCGCACUCCCCCAGACACCGCUGGCGACCGCCGCGCGCAGCUUCAGCGCCAGCUCUACCGUCCGAGCCGACAAGCAGAUCAAGUACACUAGCGACGCAUACCCCAACAUCAAGCGCGAUCCCAAGUUUGGGGAGCUUACCGCCGAGGAUGUCGCACACUUCAAGGAGCUUCUGGGCUCCCAAUCAGCCGUGGUCGACGGCGUGACCACCGAUGCGACGGACGAUCUCGAGCUCUUCAACAGCGACUGGAUGCGCAAGUACCGUGGCCACACACGACUGGUGUUGAAGCCUGGAAGCACGGAGGAGGUCAGUAAGGUGCUGAAAUACUGCAAUGAACGGAAGUUGGCUGUGGUGCCGCAGGGUGGUAACACUGGUCUGGUCGGUGGCUCCGUGCCCGUCUUCGACGAGAUCGUGAUCAACACCUCGCGUAUGAACAAUAUCCGCUCCUUCGACCAGGCUUCGGGCGUUCUGGUCGCGGACGCCGGUGUGAUCCUCGAGGUCGCGGACCAGUACCUCGCCGAGCGCGAUCACCUUUUCCCUCUGGACCUGGGUGCCAAGGGAUCGUGCCACAUCGGAGGCAACGUCUCUACCAAUGCGGGUGGUUUGCGCCUGAUGCGCUACGGUAGCUUGCACGGAAGCGUGCUGGGUCUCGAAGCGGUCCUGCCGGACGGGACCAUCGUCGACGCUCUCUCCACCCUGCGGAAGAACAACACUGGCUACGACUUGAAGCAGCUGUUCAUUGGCUCCGAAGGCACCAUUGGUCUUAUUACUGGGGUCUCCAUCAUCUGUCCCUCACGCCCCAAGGCCGUGAAUGUUGCCUACUUUGGACUGGAGAGCUUCGAGCAGGUCCAGCAGGCUUACCUCCAGGCCAAGGGCCAACUGUCUGAGAUCCUGUCUGCCUUUGAGCUGAUGGAUGGGCGCAGCCAGGCCUUGGUGCAUGAGUCUGCUGGCAUGAAGUACCCUCUCGAAGGUGAAUACCCCUUCUACUGUCUGAUUGAGACCAGUGGCUCCAACGCCGAGCACGACAUGGCCAAGCUGGAGACAUUCCUUGAGAACGUCAUGGGCAAAGGCAUCGUCGCUGACGGUGUAUUGGCUCAGGAUGAAACCCAGUUUCAUGCUCUUUGGCGCUGGCGCGAAGGUAUUACCGAGGCCCUGAGCCACCUGGGUGGCACUUACAAGUACGAUGUGUCGAUUCCCCUGUCCGAUCUGUACCAGCUGGUGGAGGACUGCAAGGCACGUCUGACCGAGAAGGGAUUCGUCGGUGAUGAUGACUCUUUCCCUGUUCGUGCUGUUGUUGGUUACGGCCAUAUGGGUGACUCCAAUUUGCACCUGAACGUUGCCGUGCGUCAAUACAACAAGGAGGUGGAGAAGGCUAUCGAGCCUUGGGUGUAUGAGUGGAUCCAGAAGCGCCAGGGCAGUAUUAGUGCUGAGCACGGACUGGGUAUUGCCAAGCGGGAGUUUAUCGGAUAUAGCCAGAACGAGACCAUGGUGAAGUUGAUGAAGCAGUUGAAGGCUCUCUACGAUCCGAACGGUAUUAUGAACCCGUACAAGUACAUCUAG